CCAAGGACAUCCAAGGGACACCCAAGGGACACCCAAGGGACACCCAAGGGACACCCAAGGGACACCCAAGGGACACCCAAGGGACAUCCAAGGGACAUCCAAGGGACACCCAAGGGACACCCAAGGGACAUCCAAGGGACAUCCAAGGGAUAUCCAAGGGACAUCCAAGGACACCCAAGGGACACCCAAGGGACACCCAAGGGACACCCAAGGGACACCCAAGGGACACCCAAGGGACAUCCAAGGGACAUCCAAGGACACCCAAGGGACACCCAAGGGACAUGGGUGGGAUACCAUAAGGGAUGA
Volvox carteri f. nagariensis is the source of this 306-nucleotide messenger RNA. RefSeq lists its product as uncharacterized. The annotation marks the transcript as partial. The transcript has a single exon. The record is from RefSeq and is a predicted model, not a curated record. Lineage: Eukaryota; Viridiplantae; Chlorophyta; Chlorophyceae; Chlamydomonadales; Volvocaceae.